AUGAGGGCGGUGAGGGGAUCCGUGGUUUCGUCAAGGCCGAUCUCCAUCUCCAAGGCGGCGGCCAUCCUCGCCCGCUUCGCCGCUGCUAAGACGGGGGCCCGGCCGGAGACCGCCGCCUACCUGAGGCGCGCCUCCACCGCCUUCGACGAGCUCGUCCAGUUCCACCGCGAGAUCAAGGCCGUCCGGAGGAGAACCGAGUUCGAUGCCCCGAGGAAGGAGGACGAGGACAGCGGCAGCGAUGGCUUGAAAGAGGAGAAGAAGAGGAGGGGGAAGAAGAAAAAGGAGAAGGCUGGGAUGGAAGACGGUAAACUGCGUGGAGAGAUUGGCGCCGUGGAUGGUAGGGAUUCGAUGGAGGAUGAGGGAAACAGUGGAAGAGGAGUCGGAUUGGAGUUGGAGGAUAGGAGAGAUGGGAAGAGAAAGAAGAAGAAGAGAAGGAGGGAGACCGAGGAGGGGGACGAGGGCAAUCUUGAGAGAAAGGAGGAGGAGGUGGACGAGGAAAGGCAUGGGCAAAGGAGGAAGAAGAAGAAGAAGAAGGAUAACGGAGAACGAGAAGAGGAAGGAGUUGGAGUCGGUUUGGAUGGUGAGGGAAGGGAUGGAGAUAGGAAAGAACGAAGAAGGUUGGACAACGAAAUCGAGUGGCGCAAGAAGAAGAAAAAGAAGAAAAGGAAGGAAAUCGAGAAAGAGGAUUAG
This is a messenger RNA of Phoenix dactylifera (date palm), 690 nucleotides long. Lineage: Eukaryota; Viridiplantae; Streptophyta; Magnoliopsida; Arecales; Arecaceae. The record is from RefSeq and is a predicted model, not a curated record.